CUGCGCCUGCGCCAGAAGUGCUGCUCGUUCCCGGAAGUGGAGGAUCUACACAUAGCGCCGCUGGGUCUAGGCGCCCGGAGGCAGCAGUGCUCGCGGAGCUUGCCUCCCGACCCUUGACUACCAUGUCGGCUUUUGACGCCAACCCCUUCGCGGACCCAGUGGACGUAAACCCUUUCCAGGACCCCUCUGUGACCCAGCUGACCAACCCUCCGCAGAGUGGCCUAGCCGAGUUCAACCCCUUCUCCGAGACAAAUGCAGCAACAACAGUGCCCGCCACUCAGCUGACUGGGCCCUCACAGCCAGCAGUUCUCCAGCCCUCCGUGGAGCCCACGCAGCCAAGCCCCCAGGCUGUGGCAGCUGCAGCCCAAGCAGGCCUGCUCCGGCAGCAGGAGGAACUGGACAGGAAAGCUGCAGAGCUGGAGCGCAAGGAGCGGGAGUUACAGAGCACAGCAGCCAGCUUGCAUGUGAGAGAGAACAACUGGCCACCCCUGCCCACAUGGUGCCCGGUCAAGCCUUGCUUCUAUCAGGAUUUCUCCACUGAGAUCCCUGCCGACUACCAGCGCAUCUGCAAGAUGCUCUACUAUCUUUGGAUGUUGCACUCAGUGACUCUGUUUCUGAACCUGCUCGCAUGCCUGGCCUGGUUCACGGGUGACACUACAAAGGGAGUGGACUUUGGGCUCUCAAUCCUGUGGUUUGUGAUCUUCACGCCCUGUGCCUUCCUCUGCUGGUACCGACCCAUCUAUAAGGCCUUCCGGUCUGACAACUCUUUCAGCUUCUUCGUGUUCUUCUUUGUAUUUUUCUGUCAAAUAGGGGUCUACUUCAUCCAGCUGAUUGGCUUGCCAAACCUGGGGACCAGUGGUUGGAUCGCAGCCCUGUCUACAAUCAAGCAUGAGUCCUUGGCCGUGUCGAUCAUCAUGAUGGUGGUAGCUGGCUUUUUCUCCCUCUGUGCUGGGCUGUCACUGUUCCUCUUGCAGCGGGUGCACUCUUUCUACCGCCGGACAGGAGCCAGCUUCCAGCAGGCCCAGGAAGAGUUUUCCCAGGGUAUCUUCAGCAGCAGGACCUUCCGCAGUGCUGCCUCCUCUGCUGCCCAGGGAGCCUUCCAGGGAAAUUAGCCUGGCUCCGGCCUCUGUCCAGCCUGUUCUGCACCUGCCUUGAGCUGCACUUUCUGUGGUGCCUUAUGCAGUGGGGAUGCCCAGCACAGACCUGACGGGUCCUGUCGUGGCUCUUCCUCCUUCCACAGCGACCAGCUGUCCCUUCCACCGAGGGAAGGGGAGGGAGGGACAGGGACUUUUUUUACACAUGACAAAAGAAAAAUAACAAAGCUGUCUUUCGUUGUCUGGUGGUGGUUUGGUAGGAUCCUUUUAUCGCUGGAAGCAGUGAGCCAGAAGCUGCCUUCCUCAUACAUACAUGCAUGCGCGCGCGCACACCCACCAUCGAAUGCAUGCAGGCAUGGAAACAUGGUCUAGCCUGGGCCCACCACAGCUGGAGUUCCUGUGCACAUCCCAGGACCGCACCAAGCCUGUGGCCUUCAUGGUCCCACUCUUCUGCCAAAACUGGGCUAAGCUUUCCAAGGGCCCCCUUUUGGUGAGCUGCAGUUGGAAUGGGAGGGUGGGUAGCUCUGAUCCCCAAAUUGCUCUAGGGUGGUCUCUGGGCUCCUCUGGCCUGGCCAUCCCAGUGUCAUGUUCCUCACAAGUAGGUUCAUGGCCCUCAAGGCCCUGGGCACCCUCUUGGUGUUGGUAGAACCUGUGCCCUCUGGGGCCCUUGCUCAGCCUUGUUUUUCUUUUUCUUUUGGUACCAGGGAUUGAACUCCAGUCCUUGGACUUGUGAGGCAGGGAGCAGAACCAUUGAGCUAAAUCCUCAGCCCCCUUCUGACUUUCUGAAUGUCCAGUGGCUGGGAUUUAGGGAUAGAAGACACUGAUCCCAGUUGCCCAGUGGCUAGGAGGAGGGACUGGCUGUGUGUUUUGCUUGGCCUGUUUAUUUCCACUUCCUUACCUGAGGGACAGCUACCAUUGUCUUAGCUGUACUCCUGCCCCUGUCUCCCGUGGCCCUUCAGCAAUAUCCAGCUUGUGACACUGGGGGCACAGAAGCUUCCUUCCAAAGGUUCCAGAUUACUCUCCAGGUCCUCCCUCACCUGGAGCAGAGUCUAAGACACCCACCUGCCCUGGCAGUUCUUUAACAGGUGUGUGAUUAUGAUGGCAUGCCUGGAGUCCACCUUCCCAAACUUUAUGGGUGGAGGUGGGCUGUGGGACACCUCACCAUGCUGGCCAGUCUGCUUCAACUCAGGCCUGAUGCUACCAAGUGAAAAUGACAGCCACCAGGGGUUUGUAAAUUGCGUGCUCGUAUUUUUUUCCCUUCAUGUACAAAUGUAUAUGCUAUGACACACACCCCCUUUUGCUUAAAUAAAAGUGACAUUUUCAGCCGUGGUCCUGAUGUCUGGUGGAUG
This is a messenger RNA of Fukomys damarensis (Damara mole-rat), 2443 nucleotides long. RefSeq names its product secretory carrier membrane protein 2 (gene Scamp2). The record is from RefSeq and is a predicted model, not a curated record. Bases 123 to 1112 code for a protein of 329 amino acids. Gene Ontology annotation, biological process: protein transport. The transcript has 9 exons. Gene Ontology annotation, cellular component: recycling endosome membrane; trans-Golgi network membrane. NCBI's taxonomy places the organism in Eukaryota, Metazoa, Chordata, Mammalia, Rodentia, Bathyergidae.